AAGGCUCCUCUCCCUACCGAACAGCUCCGCGCACAGCCCCUGCGACUGAGCCCGACCUGCAACUUUCUUCUUCUUCUUUUUUUUUUUUUCUUUCUUCCUUCCUUUCUCCCCUGCUGGGUGGUGGUGGCGGCGGCGGUGUGGUGGGGGACUUUGAAUGACCGAGCUCUCGUCCACCUUUCUCUUCAUGUCGACGUCCCUGGAAACAGUCACACGGAUGCCAUGGUUACUUCUGCCACGAUCUUACAGGUGAACAAGGUGAUGUCCAUCUUGUUUUAUGUGAUAUUUCUUGCUUAUCUCCGUGGCAUCCAAGGUAACAACAUGGAUCAAAGGAGUUUGCCGGAAGACUCACUAAAUUCCCUGAUUAUUAAGCUGAUCCAGGCAGAUAUAUUGAAAAACAAGCUCUCUAAGCAGAUGGUGGACGUUAAGGAAAACUAUCAGAGCACCCUGCCGAAAGCUGAGGCCCCUCGAGAGCCGGAACAGGGCGAGCCCGCUAAGUCGGACUUCCAGCCAGUGACCGCCGUGGACACAGAAUUGCUGCGACAACAGAGACGCUACAGCUCCCCGCGGGUCUUGCUGAGUGACAGCACCCCGUUGGAGCCUCCCCCCUUGUAUCUCAUGGAAGAUUACGUGGGCAGCCCAGUGGUGGCGAACAGAACGUCCAGGCGGAAAAGGUACGCGGAGCAUAAGAGUCACCGAGGCGAGUACUCGGUAUGUGACAGUGAGAGUUUGUGGGUGACAGACAAGUCGUCGGCCAUCGACAUCAGGGGACACCAGGUCACGGUGCUCGGGGAGAUCAAAACCGGCAACUCCCCCGUCAAACAAUAUUUUUAUGAAACGAGAUGUAAAGAAACCAGGCCUGUCAAAAACGGUUGCAGAGGGAUUGACGAUAAACACUGGAACUCUCAGUGCAAAACAUCCCAGACGUACGUGCGAGCACUGACUUCAGAAAACAAUAAACUCGUGGGCUGGAGAUGGAUACGGAUAGACACCUCCUGCGUGUGUGCCUUGUCGAGGAAAAUCGGAAGAACAUAAGUUGGCAUCUCUCCCCAUAUAUAAAUUAUUACUUUAAAUUAUAUGAUAUGCAUGUAGCAUAUAAAUGUUUAUAUUGUUUUUAUAUAUUAUAAGUUGACCUUUAUUUAUUAAACUUCAGCAACCCUACAGUAUAUAAGCUUUUUUUCUCAAUAAAAUGAGUGUGCUUGCCUUCUCUCGGGCCUCUCCCAUCUGUUAAACCUUGUUUUGUGAUCCAGCUUGUGCUAACCUCACUGUAAAAUCUGUGUACACCAGUGUUUUGCAUUCAGUAUUGUCAAGGCCAUGACUGUCAUUUUAGUAAACUUGUUUAAAUCA
Chrysochloris asiatica (Cape golden mole) is the source of this 1344-nucleotide messenger RNA. It is a transcript of the gene NTF3, whose product is annotated as neurotrophin 3. Gene Ontology annotation, biological process: regulation of neuron differentiation; cell surface receptor protein tyrosine kinase signaling pathway; negative regulation of neuron apoptotic process. Gene Ontology annotation, molecular function: nerve growth factor receptor binding; growth factor activity. Bases 220 to 1032 code for a protein of 270 amino acids. The transcript has 2 exons. NCBI's taxonomy places the organism in Eukaryota, Metazoa, Chordata, Mammalia, Afrosoricida, Chrysochloridae. The record is from RefSeq and is a predicted model, not a curated record.